GACUUUCAAGAUAGUGAUUACGAACGAAUCUGUCAUUAACCAAAUCCAAGGAGGAGGAGGAGGAGGAGGAGAAAGAGUUUUGAAUCGAAAUAUGGCUGGGAGAGCGUCGAUCCCUGCUCGCAACUCUGCCCUCAUCGCCAUGAUCGCCGAUGAGGACACCGUUGUUGGGUUCUUGAUGGCUGGAGUUGGUAAUGUUGACAUCAGGAGGAAGACUAAUUACCUCAUCGUCGACUCAAAGACAACUGUGAGGCAAAUUGAGGAUGCUUUCAAGGAAUUCUCAUCAAGAGAUGAUAUUGCUAUCAUCCUCAUCAGCCAAUAUGUUGCCAAUAUGAUCAGGUUCUUGGUGGAUAGCUACAACAAGCCAGUUCCUGCAAUCCUGGAGAUCCCUUCCAAGGACCAUCCUUAUGAUCCUGCUCAUGACUCUGUUCUCUCCCGUGUCAAGUACCUCUUCUCUGCUGAAUCUGUGUCACAGCGUUAAAACAUUUACACAUUCUGCAAAGCUCGCCUGAGCUUUUAUAUCAUUUGACAUUCUUGUAUUUCUCAGUUUUCAAUAAUGUGUAUCUCUUGCUUUUUGUUUGGAAAUGGAUGUUAUAUCAGUAAGAAGCAAUGAUAACACCAUCUGGUUCUUUUUGCAUUGAAUAAAGAGAGUGAGUCAUUGUGUAUUCAAGAGACAAGAGCAGACUUUAAAGAUUUAAGUGAAGACUCCAUC
Messenger RNA from Brassica rapa (field mustard), 709 nucleotides. Its product is annotated as V-type proton ATPase subunit F. Gene Ontology annotation, biological process: proton transmembrane transport. Gene Ontology annotation, molecular function: proton-transporting ATPase activity, rotational mechanism. NCBI's taxonomy places the organism in Eukaryota, Viridiplantae, Streptophyta, Magnoliopsida, Brassicales, Brassicaceae. The record is from RefSeq and is a predicted model, not a curated record. Gene Ontology annotation, cellular component: membrane; proton-transporting V-type ATPase, V1 domain.